UUUUUACAUGCACGCCAAUUGCAUAUGCAGCCUGCCAUUUUGUGGCCUCAGGUGUAACCUGCUUUAUAUGGUCAGUCGCGAGGCGGAAUCAAUUCAGCAAUGAUGGAAAUGUGUCAUUCAUGUUUGAAUUAAUUCAGUGUGCGUCGGCACCGACGUACUUACGUCAGCGAGUGUGCGGAGGGGCCCUUUGCAGUGACGUUGGAGGAGAGACUGCGAGAGACCCAGACCCGCGCGCACAUGUCUGUUUAUUGCGGGUGUGCUGUUUUUGGUGUGCUGUGGUGCUGUGCUUUCACUGCACAACGCCGCCCUCAUGUGGAAGGAGAAAGGCUUUGAAGACACACACAUACACACACGCUCCCUUUGACUUGUGCUCGUCAUGUUGCCAAGAAGUGGAGUGUGCGCCCUGCCCCUGCGCAGUGUGUGAGAUUGGCAUAGUGCUGGUGCUUGGAACCGAUUAAUUACGCGUUUGACAUUGAUGGACACUCACACAUUAUUUGUAUUUAGGCAUUUCAAAACAAAGGCACCAUCAAUCACCUAGAGUUUGGGCUCGCUAUUAUUAAAGUAUGGCUAUACUCCAUCAUCGCCCACGCACCCAAAGGGAUUGAAGUCUCUUCUUUCCAGCGCUGUAAAUAACUUUUGUGUACCACCAUUUCACAAUGGUGUGUUUAUUGCCGUAUGGUAGUUUGAACAGGAUACAGUUGGUGCCAUAUAGGAAGCGUUCCAUUCACUUAAUCAUCAUGGUGUGAUGUGACACCUCGUCUCAUUUCCCCACAACAACUGUUUCUGAAAGAGAUUUCUUACAUUGUCAUGUUCACGAUGUCAUACCAAGCUAUUUGGCAUCAUGACACGACUAAAUACGACAAUGUAUGACCCAUAAUCCUAUUAACUCACAACAUGAUCCCUACAUGUGUGAAAAUGAGAGAGCUUGUCACUCCAGCCUCCACAGCAGCGUGCAAACCACACCGCACGCCCCCAAAGAUUGUGUCACUCCUUUGCCGGAGGGCGCUACUUUCGCUUUAAAUUCAGCCUCCAACUGACGUAGGCGAUACCUAGCGUUUCCCUCCCCUUCCCCUCGCUCGCGUAUCAAUAGGAUUUUUUUUUAACAUAUCGUCGCCUGGCUUCCCUUGCACCCCAAACCGUUAUCACCGAGGAUGAAUAUCCCGCAUUACCUCAUUCGUGGCAGUCCUGUCACUUACCCCCGCGCACUCGUACCGGAGCUCUUAUUCCGUGUCCGUUUAUGAAAGCAGAGGCAUGGGCAGGGAGGAAUUAUUCUGACGUCCUUGUGCAGCGAAACGACUGACUGAGAGGCCCUGCUUUGCUUUCUUACCUGCUCAUGUUCAUGAUAUUUGAGGGGGGAAAGUGUCAGUAUGUAUCGGUUCGGCGUGUUGAACCCUAUUGUCUGCGCCCUCCCGGCUCUGUCCAUCCUCUGAACUCCACCGAACCGAGCCUAGCCUGUAGGUGAGUCUGGAUCGACUCGACGCGGCUACUAUGCCUAAUCAACCCCCCAGUUCAUGAAACAGUGUUAGAUUGCGCGGAUUGACAGAGGACCCCACUAACCCCAAUCAAAUGAAGAUUCUGAGGCUUUUCCUAAAGAAAGGAGCUCAUAUGCUGCAGUGUCUUUGUGGAAAGCGAUCGAAGCAGACUACAAGCACGAGCGAGCCACAGCUGAAAGGCAUUGUGACGCGACUGUUCAGCGAGCAGGGCUUCUACCUGCAGAUGCAGCCCGAUGGCACCAUCAGUGGAAACAAAGACGAGAACAGUGACUAUACUCUGUUUAACCUCAUCCCGGUGGGGCUGCGAGUGGUGGCCAUCCAGGGCGUGAAGGCCGGACUGUACGUGGCCAUGAACGGGGAAGGCUUCCUCUACACCUCAGAUGUCUUCACGCCUGAGUGUAAGUUUAAGGAGUCUGUGUUUGAGAACUACUACGUCAUCUACUCCUCCACGCUGUACCGGCAGCACGAGUCGGGCCGCGCCUGGUUCCUGGGGCUCAACAAGGACGGCGUGGUGAUGAAGGGCAACCGGGUCAAGAAGACCAAGCCCUGCUCGCACUUUGUGCCCAGACCUAUCGAAGUUUGCAUGUACAAAGAGCCGUCGCUGCACGAGAUCGAGGAGAAACAGCGCUCGCGGAAAGACUCAGGGACUCCCACCAUGAACGGCGGCGAGAAGGUGGUGAGCCAGCAGGACACUACGGAGCAGGACGGCUCAUAGCCUGGCGGCACGCCCCCCUGUGCGGUGCAGUUGCGGCGCGGUGCGGUGAAGUGCACGCCACCACCAAACCCAGCAGCGCAACGCAGCACAGCACAGCACACAACAGCUCAGUGAAGAGCAACGCCUCCCCCCCCCUUGGAGCCGAACUCCAUUUCUUACACCCUGGUCAAGAGAAUUCUAAAACAACGCAACAGCAAUCAACAACAACAACAACGACCAACCAAUCAACCAACAAAACCAAUCAACCAAUCAACACACAGACAUCAACAAGAAGCCAACAGCAGAAGACAACUACAAAACACACACACACAAACAAAAUUCAAAACCCAGACAAGACAAGAAAAAAAGAAAAAAGAACAAAAUAAACAGAAAAACAGAAAAAAAGAAGGAAAAGAAGGAAAGAAGAACAACAAACAAAAAAUGGAAUUCUUGCCUGUGAAAUAUUUUAGAGAAAAAAAAACGGGGGUGGGAAAUAUUUGGAAAUCAGGACAUGAAUUUACAUUUUAUGCAAAAAGCCUGCUGUACGGGCACUGGGAUGUCCACCAUCUUCCUCCUUACUCCUCCUCUUCUUCCUCAUCGUUCUCCUCUUCCUCCCAUGACGAUGUAAACAAUGAUUUUUUGAAUUUUAAGCUUUGAAAAAAAAUAAGCUUUAAGCCAUGGUAGAAAAGAAAACACACACACAUACAUACACACAUACACCUUGAUUCAUGAAUGCAGCUGCACUUUCACACGCUUCUCUGUGUUGUUAACAAUCAUCAAGAAAGUAUUCAGUCAUUUGCUUAUGACGUCUUUUGUCUCUUUCUUCUGUCAUCUGUAUUGUUUGAACUUUUGGCUUUUUUUUGUUGUCUUAUUUGAGGGGUGGGGCAGAGGGUUUUGAUAUGGAUCAUGUAUAUCAUUGGGGACAUUCAUUCAUAUUGUUUUUUUUGGGAGGUGGGGGGUGGGGGGGUGCAGCCUUAGCGUACUGAUCGUUCUGCUCCCCAAUGCAUGUUAGGAACUGUCAGAAAUGUUCUCGUACGUCGUUCAAUGCAGCUAACUGAUUGAUUGAUUGAUUGAUUGAUUGAUUGAUUGAUUGAUUGAUUGAUUGAUUGAUUGAUUGAUUGAUUGGCGGCUGUUGAUCUGUGAUGUCUUACUGUAGGCCAUGAAUGGAAAGAGAACUGUGCCCAAUCUCCUCCUCCUCCCCCUCCCUCUCCUCUGUCUACUCCCCAUGUUCUGGAAAUGCAUGGAAGACAUUGAACAAUCUUGGGAUGGACUGGUGAAUGCUCGAAUGAACUGCUCCCCCCCCCUUUCAUGCACCUCCCUCUUCAGUCCACCCCACGAACCACCCGCACUCCAUCCUCCACAGGUCCACGCUCACGCUCCCCAACCCUGUCCAUGUCUACGCAUUCUUUUAAAGCACUUACCUGAUGUGCAAUCUGGGACUUUUUUUCUCUCUUUCUCUCUCUCGAUCUCUCUCCAGGUUCUCUAGUUUUCCUUUCCUGCCAAAAGCACAGACUGCCCUUCCUGAGCCUGAUUUGGCCAUGUUCCUCCUUCUCUCUCUCUCUCUCUCUCUCUCUCUCUCUCUCUCUCUCUCUCUCUCUCUCUCUCCAUCCCUCCCUCUCUCCCUCCAUCACUCCCUCCAUCCCUCCCUCUCAGAAUGAGAGAAAGCACCUGUGGAACUGAUGAUGAUAAUACAGCCUUCUGCUUGUCCUGUCCCGUUUUAAUCUCUUGAAAGUAAAAUAUCUUAAAAGUAAUAAACUCGUUGAUGUUCAGGUUAAGAAAGUUAAAAAGUUUUCUCUUUUUUUAAAUUUUCGCCAUGUAAACCCGGUUGAAGGAUUUCGAGGUGCUCUCUCAACUCUCUCAACUCUCUCAACCUGAACAGCAUCCCGAUGGAUGGAUUAUAUUAGCAUGAAAGCUUUAGCUACCGUUGCUAAUCGUUGCUACGUACGUCUCUUAAGGCCUGUAUAGACUGUUUGCUUGAGUUUGUUUGUCUGAUGGUCCGUCAGCGAUGAUGCCAAUCUGUUAUUUGUUUGUUUGUGUUAUUAUAGCGGGGGGACGCAGUGUUGAGGCCCAUUCAUGUCCCACGUGUGAGAUGAAUACGGACACGUAUAGAGUGUUUCAAGCGUCCAAACGGUCGAUUUCGUUUGACACAAAAAUGAAAGAAAACCAGAAACUGGAACUGGAAAAAGCUCAGAAGUACGACGGUAUUGAUUAUUACGAAUUAUGUAAGAAACGUAGAGCAUGAAUGGGCCUAUAGUGUCAAUGAUUUUAGGGGGGAGGUGAGUUGUUGGAGCUCAGGGCCCUUGGACUGCUGCAAUAAUAGCAGACGAUGAUGGCUGAGCCUGUGACUGUCCACGCGAGGCCCAAAUCGGUCAGGUGCUGCCAGCCGGGUGCCUCGGAGGCGAAUAUGCACUGCCCUUUACUCACGUAAAAAAAGUAAAAUAUAUAAAAAAUGUAAAAAAUACACUUCCCAUCAGCCCACACCUUUCACGCCUGCCAUAUGAUGUCAUCAUUCAUUGCUGGUCAUCUUUGGGACAUCUUCAGGCAUCUUCAAACACACACACACACACACAUACACACAAAUGCUGGCACACACACACAUGCACGCGUCCAACCCAUUUACAUUACAUGCACGCAAACACACAGUCAGUGUUCCACUUUGAUUUAGUCGAUCCAGGAAGCACAGAGACGCAAAGGAGGUACGGCAUCACAGACGCCAUCUGUGAUUGGUUGGCCCAUUGUUCUUGUGGGCGUGGCCUCAACAGAAGCAGAGGAGAGGGGUCAACCCCCCCCCCCAAUCGCAGGACUCUUUAAGUCUACGCCUCUGAAAUAACAAAUGUCUUCCAAAAUAAUUGAAAUAAAAUUGAAAUAACAAAAAAAAUCAGGGGGAAACGGCACCAGCAUCAGGCACGGGUCCAUCUGCAGGGCAUGCUGGGUAAACAAAAGGAGGCGGGGCUUCCAGCAGUGACUUCCUGUGGGUGUGUGUCUUGUCAUUCAUUGGCCACAGCUACAGAACUGGACACUCCCUCAAUCUCAGUAUCGCCCCCUACUUGCUGGAGGAUCUCAUGUUGUCGCCGCACGCAGGGGUUUGACAUUUAUUGCCAUCUUUUUUGAUGUGGUCUUCUCGCCUGACCUGGACUUUCUUAGUCUUCAUUGAUUUAUUUCAAAUUUUUUUUUGGAUUUUGUGUUUGCUAGCAUAAUGCACCUUUAUUAUUGAAUCACAUUCAUAUGCAUUAUUAACUAGGGGAAAAAACAUUCAAUAUAAGCAGCAGGAUGAAAAAUAUCAUUAAAAAAUAAAAAAAAUAUUA
Molecule: messenger RNA, 5492 nt
Organism: Engraulis encrasicolus (European anchovy)
Lineage: Eukaryota; Metazoa; Chordata; Actinopteri; Clupeiformes; Engraulidae
Gene: fgf12b
Product: fibroblast growth factor 12b
Exons: 5
Coding region: 1567-2208 (213 amino acids)
Biological process (GO): regulation of voltage-gated sodium channel activity
Cellular component (GO): nucleus; cytoplasm
Molecular function (GO): sodium channel regulator activity; growth factor activity
Source: RefSeq, a predicted model, not a curated record